Molecule: messenger RNA, 2152 nt
Organism: Drosophila ananassae
Lineage: Eukaryota; Metazoa; Arthropoda; Insecta; Diptera; Drosophilidae
Gene: Tsp68C
Product: tetraspanin-11
Exons: 3
Coding region: 199-1224 (341 amino acids)
Cellular component (GO): membrane
Source: RefSeq, a predicted model, not a curated record
UAGUUUUCAUUUUUUUUUUUGUUCGCCAGAAGUAUUCAUCGCACUGGAAGGGAAACAUCGCCGCACCGAGCUCAGUUAUCAAUUGAACAAAAUUCUAUCAAAAGAAUGGAGUAAGCAACGUUCGUGAUGCUGGAUUUCGCCAAAUAUGUUAUGUAUUAUUUUCAAUAAUACCGGAAGCCGCCGCAGUUUUGUGUCACUAUGGGUCGUUCUCAUUACAAGUUUUUGCUUAAUUUAUGUAAUUUUCUUUUCUUGAUAUGUGGCUUGCUGUUGAUUGCAUCGGGGUGCUACCUGUAUUCCGACGGUAAGCGCGUACUGCUCUCCAGACUUUUUGCUGCCUCCAGUGAUAGGCUGAACUCGCUCCCCCAGCCACUGCUCCAUUACAUUGCCUUGGGAGUUGCCUCGGCGGGAUUAAUAGCUGUACUGGCCGCUGUCGUGGGCUGCUGGGCCAAUUGCCUGCACACCUACAUUUUCCAUUGCAUUUACUUUCUAAGCGUGGUGGCUCUCCUUCUGACCGAAUCGGUAGUGUGCCUAGCCAUAACACUAUGGCCCCACUGCUUGGGAAUCAGCUUGGACGAGAGUCAAAUGGUGAGAGCCUUGCAAGCGCUCUACGGAGUACCAGGGCAAGAACAAUUCACAAACGCCAUGGACCUGGCGCAGGCUCGCUUUGGGUGCUGUGGGAUGAAGAGCUCCCUCGACUACGAUACAUCCCUUUGGCGUCUCCAGAAUUUUGGACAGAGGAAUUGGCCUGUGCCGCUCAGCUGCUGCGUCUUGGAAAAUGCACCGCAUCCGUUGGCGUAUUUGGAUCCCAAGCCAGUAAACGCAUCUGUUUGCCAGUCCCUUGACCGUUCGAGUUAUGAAAGGGAGAGAUUUACGGAGUCCUGCCUUCCUCAUCUCGACGAUUGGUAUCGGGAGCAUUACAGUAUUUUUCUUGGGGCCAGCCUGGUGUUAGCUCUGGUGGAGUUCUGCGUACUACUUUGCAUUAUUAUGAGUUGUGCCGGCCUGGCAUCCGAAAGGGCUGUGCUGAAAAGUUGCAAAGAAGGAAUGCCAGAUCGAAAGCGACGACUAAAAGUUGUCCAAUCGAAUCUGGCACUAAUCGAAAACAUAUACGAGCCGGAAGUUGAACUUCGGCCAAAAGCUAGGCAUAGUACUGAAGCCGCUGGACCUAGUAGACAUGUAAGCAGUGAGGAUUUCAGCGAAUAUUAUUCAAGGCGUCAAUACCAGUGACAGCAUCAUUAAAGCAUUAAAGGGUUUUUAUUUAUAACCCCUUUAUUGUAUUGUCGUGGCUUUUUUUAAAGAAAAGAUGAUGGGAUAUAUAUUUACUGUAUCAUAAAACCUCUUGACGAGAUAAAAUACCGGUGACCGGAGGAUUAGUGAUUACUAACUAUCCUUAUGAAAUUUGUCAUAUCGGAUUACUUUGUCCAAAAUGGAAUCUGUACCAAGUCACAUCUUUCUAACUAAAACAAGAAAGGAAAGCUAACUUCGGGCGGAGCCGAAGUUGAUAUACCCUUGCAGUUGUGCCAUUUUCCAUCGUUCAGUUAUAUGGCGGCUAUUGGAUACAGUUGGCCGAUCCCUAUGAAAUUUGGCAAAUCAGAUUAUUUUGCAUAAAAUGGAAUCUGUACAAAGUCCUAUCUUUCUAACUUAAAAAACACCAAAGUUAUGCCAAUUUCGAUAGUUCUAUGACAGCUAUAGGAUAUAGUCGGCCGAUCCUUAUGAAAUUUUGCACACAAGAUAUUUUGGUCAAAUAUAACGUGGAAAGUCCCAACCCUCUAACUAAAAAAACACCAAAGUUAUGGCAUUUCUGAUCAAUCAGUUAUAUGGCAGCUACAGGAUAAAGUCAACCGAUCCCGGCCAUUCCGACUUAUAUACUACCUGCAAACAAAACAAGGAUGUGUGCAAAGUUUCAACUCGAUAGCUUUAAAACUGAGAGACUAGUUUUCGUAGAAACCGACAGACAGACGGACACACGUAAGAAAAAAGGAGUCAUUUUGUAAUUGCUAAUAAAGGUGGCCACUUAAUUGAUUUUGUUUUCAAAAAAUUGUAAGGAACCAAACUGAAUAAAAAUACAUUACUUAUAGAAAUCGGUUGUUUUUUCUCAAAGAUAUUCAUGUUUACAUACCGACAUAAAAGAUGAAGCACCCCGUAUAAUACCCUC